Acanthosepion pharaonis is the source of this 555-nucleotide messenger RNA. Lineage: Eukaryota; Metazoa; Mollusca; Cephalopoda; Sepiida; Sepiidae. The record is from the annotation of a GenBank genome assembly.
AUGGCAGCUAAGUCCGAGGAGCAAAUUUUACGCUACUCUAUGUUAGAAGAUGACCCUAAUUCAAAUAGCCUGUUCGCUGAAAAGGAGCGUAAGCCUCGAUGGGGACCGCAACAUGCCGGGGCCAAGGAGUUAGCCAGCCUCUACACGACUGUCAUCUUUGAUCUUCAAAAAUUUAAAUCAUCUCUUUUUUUUUUCUCUCUCCUUUCUUUCUCUCUUUUUUUUUUUCUCUUUUUUUUUCUCUCCUUUCUUUUUCUUUUUUUUCUCUCCUUUCUUUCUCUCUUUUUUUUCUCUCUCCUUUCUUUUCUCUUUUUUUUUCUCUCUCCUUUUUUCUCUUUUUUUUUCUCUCCUUUCUUUUCUCUUUUUUUUCUCUCCUUUCUUUCUCUCUUUUUUUUCUCUCUCCUUUCUUUCUCUCUUUUUUUUUUCUCUCUCCUUUCUUUCUCUCUUUUUUUUUUCUCUCUCCUUUCUUUCUCUCUUUUUUUUUUCUCUCUCCUUUCUUUCUUUUUUUUUUUUUUUUUUUUUUUCUCUCUUUUUCUCAUCCUCUCUUUGUUUGAAUAA